This is a messenger RNA of Drosophila innubila, 1270 nucleotides long. RefSeq lists its product as uncharacterized. NCBI's taxonomy places the organism in Eukaryota, Metazoa, Arthropoda, Insecta, Diptera, Drosophilidae. Bases 352 to 1170 code for a protein of 272 amino acids. The record is from RefSeq and is a predicted model, not a curated record. The transcript is spliced from 4 exons.
AUUUUAGCCAUUAACACGUUCGGAUCUGGAGUCUCGCCUCGAGUCGCCUUAAGUGUGAAGUCAUAGAGAGUCCGACAAGUAUCCAACAUAGUCCAACAACUAAAUGCUAGUAGAAACUAAAAGUGAUUUUAAGCCUGGCUUGUGAAUUUUAAUUUGUUCAUGUUGUCUUCCCGCGAAAGCGAAAGUUGCGUACAAAGUGAGCCUUAAAAUAAAAAAUAAAAAACAACUGAACAACAAAACUCGAACAACCCAUAUAAAUUCAAUACACAAACAAAAGCGUGCAAUAUCAACAAUAAAAACAACAACAAAAGCAACCUUCGUGGAAUCCACAACAAUACAAUCUGUUCAAAAAUGCCAUCAGCCAGUUCCCAAUCACGUCUGUUCUUCUACCUGCUAUGUGUCGCAUCUCUUCUGGCCGUCUCGAAAUCGGAUACCGGUAGUACAAAGAACUCCUACUUUAUGUCGUAUUUCUACUAUCUGGUUGUUAACUUUAUCAAUCCAUUUGCAAUGCCAAUAUUCUAUCGCUUUGUUAAUGUUUUGCCUUUGCAGCCUCCUGCCGAGGACUUGGCCUAUGAUGCUGCCCUACAGUUGGGCAUAUUGAACCAUCGACUCAAUCAGCUGGCACAUGAGGAGGAGUCGAGACAACUUGGUCUUACUAACUUCACAAUCAACAAUCUUGUUAGUCGCAUACCGUGUAAUUGUGACACGGGUCUAUGCAAAUGCUGUGCAGGAUUUCUUUCGGUAAUUGGCAUGAACAGUUGUACUGAGGUCGCCUAUCGUCCCGAGGAGUUCUCCUUUGAGUUGAGGAUGCGAGUUAAUAAUAAUAUCUGGUUCCGUCGCAAGGUAUCUGGCCAGAAUCCGCCACCCUUCUGCUUCAGACCUCCCCGCUUCAACUUUGCCCGCGCUUGCAUUCAGUUCCAUGAUAUUUGGUUUGUUGGUCGCAACAUGCAUGUCUGUAUGUACAUGUCCGGCGAGUUCCAAGGAUUCGAACUCUUCGAACGCAAUUUUGAUUGCCUCUUGUUUGGUGAUCAUGGCGUUAAAAUCGUGCCCCCAGAGCAGGGAUUUCCUUCGAGACCCAACGAUGUGGACAUUGAUGAUGCCGAUGAUGAGAUCGAGGAAUACGAUGAGAAUGUUGUGCGCAGUUUAGCCGAAAAGAUGAUCUCUGAUUGAUUUUCAAAUAGUUCAAAUAACCUGACUGUCACUGUCUCCUUACCCUCUAUUUAUUACCAUACAUCAUCGUUGUUAAUUUAUUAAAACAUCUGAAACGCUU